GCGACAUGGCAAGUAGUGAUUUGGCAUAUUGGAAGGACACAGUGUGGACAGAUAAGCUAAGAACUCAAAGAACUGCAAGUGAAGAGCACAAGAUAAAGGAAAAGAAGAACAAAUUCUAUGGCGUCUGCAUUUGGAAUCUCAACUAAUCUCUGCAAAUUUAAAUGUUCCCAUCCGUCUUUUUCAUCAAACCAUGUUCUUGUUUCACAUUUAUCCACAAUUUGUUCUUCUACUGCUGUUGCUUAUCAAGUCAUCAAGCUCAAAAACUAUCUUCCCAAAGCUUCUGCUCAAGGAAUUCCGAGUGAGCUAAGUGGUGAUGAGGAAUCAAAGUUUGUUCCAUUGAAUGCUGAUGACUCUGUUUAUGGUCCGCCUGCGCUAUUGUUGUUGGGAUUUGAGGUGGAGGAGGCUGUGAAGGUGAGGCAGCUACUGCAAGAUUUGGGAGGUGAAUUCUUACAGAUCAUAUUUUGCACUGAAGACAUGAUUGCUGGCUCACUUUGGGAAGCAAUGAAUACAAGUCAAGCAGAUUUGGCAAAAGUGCAGAUAGCAAAGCCAUUGCCAAGAAUUUGCUUCUUGUCCGGCCUUAGUGGGGAGGACAUGAUGAUGUUCAUUGAUGCUUUUCCAGAAUCUGGUCUAGAAGAAGCUGUGUUUGCAGCUCUUGUUCCCAACAGUGCUAAUAAACCGGUGCAGGAAUUAAUAGAAGAAAUCAUAGGGGAUCAUGAAAUGCUGACUGGAAAACAGACGAGCUGAACAUACGCAAAAACAGAUUGGAAGCCAGAGGCAUUAGCUCAGCUAAACAUUGCUGUUGUAUUUCAUCAUGGAGAAUAGACACGCUGAGCGAUUUGCGUUCAUCUUUGUUUUUAUUCUAACGAAAUAACAACGGAUGUGUAGUGCACUGCGCUUGAGGCAAGAAUUCUUUGAUUACAGAUUGUUUUUGCAUA
Mercurialis annua (annual mercury) is the source of this 935-nucleotide messenger RNA. RefSeq lists its product as uncharacterized. The coding region runs from base 118 to 744 and encodes 208 amino acids. Lineage: Eukaryota; Viridiplantae; Streptophyta; Magnoliopsida; Malpighiales; Euphorbiaceae. The transcript is spliced from 8 exons. The record is from RefSeq and is a predicted model, not a curated record.